UGAUUUUGCCUUCCGAAGAUCCAACUCCGAUCCCCGCUGCCCCAACAAAAACUGCAGUCCUCCGUACCGAAAGAGAGAGGAGGAGUUGCUCUCUCGGCUACAUAAGAAUGUCGCAAGGAACGGUGAUCCGGAUUGCGGAGCUCUCGAGCGGCGCGCUGUCAUCCGAACGGCUCAGAUCGACUGGCCUGAUCAGGAGUUUACCAGCGUUUGCACGCGCACGGCCUGUAACCGUCGGUCAGAUCCGAAUGCACGCAGGGAAGUGGAACACGGAAACAAGAAUUACACCGUGCUCGCUCGUCGUCAAUCCCUUCACCGAAAAUGAGCCAUCGGCGACGAUCGGACUUGCCUCCGUCGAGGACGACGGAUCGCACCCCAAACCCCAAGUCCUGCCGAGGAGGAGGAGGAGACAGAAGGGAAAAGAUGUCGUCGUGGUCUUCGAGGGGGGUCGCCUCCGCCGUCUUCUCGUCGAAGAGGAGGGUAGGAUAAUGGGCGUUGUCGCUUGCCUUCCGAGCCAUCAAUUCGCUGCUGGUUCAGACCUACUUCAACCCGGACGAGCACUGGCAGUCACUCGAGGUCGCCCAACGCAUCGUUUUCGGGUACGGGCAUCUGACCUGGGAGUGGAAGAAGGGGAUCCGCAGCUAUCUCCAUCCUCUGCCAUUCGCUCUGCUCUACAAGAUCCUGGCUUUCCUUCGCUUGGACACCCCUUGGUUCAUGGUGAAGGUUCCACGGCUUCUGCAAUCCUUUUUUGCAACGUUUGGCGAUCUGUACCUGUACAAACUUUCUAAGCUCGUGUUUGAUGAGCAUGUGGCACGAUGGGCGCUCUUUUGUCAAUUGGCAAACUGGUUCAUGUUCUUCUGCAUCACACGAACAUUGUCAAAUAGUUUGGAGACGGUGCUGACUGUGAUAGGAAUAUUCUUAUGGCUCUCAGCUGGUGGAUCUUCGAAGGGAUCUGCUGCUGCUUCAAGGAAGGGUUUGCUUGUAGCAGCAUUAGCUUGUGCCAUUCGACCAACAAGUGCUAUUACAUGGCUCUAUGUUGGGUUGCUGGAUCUAAUUGGACUGCAGUCAAGAUUUGAGUUCCUCUUUUUUGAGGUAAUUCCUAUAGGGGUUUUGGUGGUUGCCGUUGCACUUUUAUUUGAUUGCUGGAUGUAUGGGUCAUGGAUAUUUGUGCCGCUGAAUUUUCUUAAGUUUAAUUUCCUUUCUUCUGGAGGGGACUACUAUGGAACUCACAAAUGGCACUGGUACUUCACUCAGGGGUUUUCAGUCAUGCUCUUGACUUUCUUACCGUUUUCAGUAGUUGGCAUCUUUAAGUCCAAGGAAUGGAGGCUUUCAGGUCUAAUUGCUUGGGUUAUAGGGGUUUUUAGUAUGCUUGGUCACAAAGAAUUCAGGUUUGUUCUGCCCGUGCUUCCAAUAGGUUUGAUGUUUUCCGGAUAUUCCUUAGAAAUUAUGUUGAAACCUGAUCUUUCAGAUCCAAAAAGAAGAUCCAAAUUUUGCAAUAGAUGCCCCUCAAGAGUGCAUCUGGCUGUUCUUUUCCUCAAUUUGAGCAAUGUUCCGAUGGCAUUAUAUACGAGUUUAAUCCAUCAGAGAGGAAGUGAAGAUGUUAUGUUCUAUCUAUCUAAAGAAGCCCAUGAUGGAAAAGUGAAGAGCAUUCUAUUCCUUAUGCCCUGCCACUCAACGCCUUAUUACUCUACUUUGCAUCAUAACCUCCCAAUGCGCUUUCUGGAUUGCACUCCGGGUGGCAACAAAGGGAACCUGGAUGAGUCAGAUCGUUUCAUGAUGGAUCCAGCUGGUUUUGUGACUGACAUGUUUAGAAAUUCAACUCUUCCCAGUCACAUAGUACUAUUUAGUUCUGAAGAAGGACUUUUAAGGGAGUUGCUAAUAUUACAUUCCUUUAGAGAGAUUUUUGAUGACUCUGAAUCUCCAUGAACAUGCUUCUCUCGACUCUUCUGGCCUUUGUAUAUUUUCCGUUCAUCAUUUGGUACUUACGCAGGCAGCUUAAUUUCUUUUGAAGCCAGACAUCUUCACGGAAAUUUAAUAGAAUAGUAUGCUUCAUCUGCACAGGGUUCUGAUUUGAAAUUCACUGUUUGUCAUGCUGCAAAAAAUUUAGAAUUAUGUACUGCUCAAACAAUUUUUUUGUGGUUUCUUUUGGAGAUGUUAUCGUCGUACACAAUGAAAGCAUGCUUCCACCA
Messenger RNA from Phoenix dactylifera (date palm), 2186 nucleotides. Lineage: Eukaryota; Viridiplantae; Streptophyta; Magnoliopsida; Arecales; Arecaceae. The record is from RefSeq and is a predicted model, not a curated record.